UCCACAGAGAUGGCAGACCCUGGAAAUGACUCGGACAGUGAUAUCAGUAAUAUUUCAGGAGGCAGUGAAAUGGCAUGGAGGCCUAUGGCAGCAGGUCCGAUGGCCUGGGUCCAGGAACAGAUGAUGGCAGGUAAAGAUCCGCGGGUUAUCCUCAGGAGGAUUAUCCCAGAUCCGGAUAUUAUACCUGACCAUCUAGAAGAUUUCAUCCUGUGGAAAAUUGUGGCCAGUAUUGUCAGUGAACCUCCUCGUAGGAAGAAACUGAAACACAUCAACACCGUAGAUGAUGUUGUGACGUUGCUAAAAACCUCCAAAAAGAUCAUGGUGCUGACGGGUGCUGGGGUAUCGGUUUCAUGUGGUAUCCCAGACUUCCGAUCCCGUAAUGGCAUUUAUGCUCGUCUAGCAGUGGAUUUCCCAGACCUGCCAGAUCCCCAAGCCAUGUUUGACAUCAGCUACUUCAGACAUGAUCCGAGACCAUUCUUCAAAUUUGCUAAGGAAAUCUACCCUGGGCAAUUUGAACCAUCUCGCUGUCAUAAGUUUAUCAGCUUGCUUGAUCGCAAGGGGAAACUACUGCGUAACUACACACAAAACAUUGACACAUUGGAACAGGUUGCUGGGAUUAAAAAUGUUAUCCAAUGUCAUGGUUCCUUUGCAACAGCAACUUGCAUGACCUGUCGAUACAAAGUGGAUGCAGAAGCAGUCAGAAAGGACAUAUUUGAUCAGGUGAUCCCUCAUUGUCCGCGGUGCAGCCCCUCUUCCACGGAAGCGGUCAUGAAGCCAGACAUUGUGUUUUUCGGGGAGAGUUUACCUGAAGAGUUCCACACCCAGAUGGCAGCUGACAAAGAUGUGUGUGACCUGCUCAUUGUGGUUGGCUCCUCACUCAAAGUCAGACCAGUGGCACUUAUACCCAAUUCUAUACCUGCAGAAAUCCCACAGGUCCUAAUUAACAGAGAGCCGCUCCGUCACCUGAACUUUGAUGUGGAAUUGUUGGGAGACUGUGACGUGAUCCUGGGAGAGUUGUGCCACCGGCUUGGUGGGGAAUGGAGUGAUCUUUUCACUGAUUACACUCGCCUAGAGGAAGUGACUAAAGGGGAACUGUCUACACCAACUGUCAGUGAUUCGGACAAUGGAAAAGUUUCACUGGCAUCAUCAUCUGACCCAAGCCAACAAGCUAGUUCUACCUCGGUCCAAUCUUGUUCUACCACUGAGACCAACUCUGCUUUGAAUAACGCUGAAAUAAGCUGCAUUUCAGAAAUUAAAUCUGAAGGCGAUGUAGCGCCCUGUGACACCAAAGCUUUGUGCUCCUCAGAUGCCAAAGCCAAAGAUAAUGUCAGUACCAUUCCCUGUCAAAGUGGAGCUUCUAAUUUGCCAGAUUCAAACGGGGGAAGCCAUGCCAGCGCUGUGCAUACUAAGGGAGAUAACUCUCCAAAGAGCUCACAAAGCCGAGGUCAAGACCAUGACAAUGAAAACUGCACAAGUGAACAUGGUGAAUCGGGGGUGUCGGCAGCCACACUGAGAGACUGGUGGCAGUCAAGACAUUCCAGCAUUUCAAGCCGCCUAUUAAGCAAUCAGUACCUGUAUGUACCUCCCCAUCGCUACGUGUUCAACGGUGCAGAGGUGUACUCCGACUCCGAGUCAGAAGAUGGGCAGUAUGAUGAUGCAGACGAAGAGUCAAGUUUGAGCAGCUUUGGUGCUGCUGACAGCGAGCCCAGCAAGAGUGUGUGUGAAAUGGCUGAUGACAAAGGGAAAAUGGACAAGAGUAGACACAUUGAAAGUUGUAGUGAUGUACCCCAUGGGAGAGCAUCAAGAAUGGUGCUGCUGUAAACGAGCCUCUUUCUGGCCUAGCAGCUGGGCAUGGUGUGGCAGCUCACAUUAAUAGACACACCCCUGAUUUUAACGACAAAGAGAAAGUGGUCAGCAGAGAUGCUGCAGCUCAUGGUGGUACUCUUCUCGGGGAAGGAGGUACAUCUCCAGUUGUACAUGACAUUACUGACAAGAAUGGUGCUACUCAUUCAAAUGUGACAAUGACGCAGUCCACCUCCAGUCCAUCCUGAGCUGCCUUAUUAUUCCACUGGGUUGUGAACUACCAUACUGUUAUGUACAAAUGUUAUUUGUGUGUGACGUAGGCAGGUGCUUGUAUUUGGUCAUUCAUUGCAGCUUUUGUGGGUCUAUAUGGAUUGGUAGGCAAAGUGCUUUUCAUCAUUUUCAUCUUGAAUAGGGGAACAAGUAGAUCUGAUGUCAUCUACUGGUAGACUAUGAAACCAUAUAUAAUCUCAUUCGUAUCACAUCGUUUGUCAGAACAGGGGAGACUACUCCACCUUUUUUAUCUUCUGCAAUUCUGAAGCAGGGAACACCUCUAUCUCUCAGUUAUUUACUAACUCAUUUCUGAUCCUAUUUCCAUAAAAUACAGGUACAUACCCAUGCUGUGUAUGACGUCAACAGUGGUAUUUGCAGUACACUCACAAAAUAGGAAAGAAACCAUGUACACAUAAUCACUCAAUGUCACUACUUCUGCAUUCAUUUUCUAGUUGCUCUAUAAUUUGUUAGAAGUGCUUUUACAUUUGAACUAAUUCCAGUGUUCAUUAUUCUGUAAUCAUGAUUAUGAACAAACUAGCGUUUCAAUGAACCUGAUGAAUGUUAUUUGCAUCGUAUAACAAGGAUACUCAUAAUGGCAGCUAUUUGGCAGUUGAACAAACUUUUUUUGCAAAAGUUUUUAUCAGUUUCAUUUCAUUUAGAAUUAGAAUCAUUAUGAAAGCACUUGAUUCACAGGAAGUAUCUUUAUGAUAUAUUACAUAUGGAUUACACGGAUGUACAAAUUCUCUCAUACUUUGGUCAUGAAAUCACACUGGAGCAAUAAAACUUGAGGAUAGGUUUGUACAUGUUUUUUUAUUAUUAUUUCUUAGCUCAUAUUUUCAGCCUUAAUUUAUGUAAAAUUCCUUAGAAAUAUUUUUGUCGUAUGGUCUAAGUGUUCGAUUUUCACGGAGGUACAUUUAUGAUGUAACGUAAUUCAUUUUGUGGGUGUUUUCUUUUUCUUUGUAAGCUUUUGUAUUUAUAUUGAUGAAACAUUGAUUAUAUUACUCAGGACCCAUAUUCUGUGAACUCUGUAAAUACACUUGUAAU
This is a messenger RNA of Liolophura sinensis, 3117 nucleotides long. Its product is annotated as NAD-dependent protein deacetylase sirtuin-1-like. Gene Ontology annotation, molecular function: transcription corepressor activity; p53 binding; NAD+ binding. Gene Ontology annotation, cellular component: nucleoplasm; nucleus; nuclear inner membrane. The record is from RefSeq and is a predicted model, not a curated record. The transcript is spliced from 8 exons. Gene Ontology annotation, biological process: negative regulation of DNA-templated transcription. Bases 10 to 1821 code for a protein of 603 amino acids. Lineage: Eukaryota; Metazoa; Mollusca; Polyplacophora; Chitonida; Chitonidae.